Messenger RNA from Erythranthe guttata (spotted monkey flower), 1626 nucleotides. RefSeq names its product transcription factor MYB73. Gene Ontology annotation, molecular function: RNA polymerase II cis-regulatory region sequence-specific DNA binding; DNA-binding transcription factor activity, RNA polymerase II-specific. Gene Ontology annotation, cellular component: nucleus. Gene Ontology annotation, biological process: regulation of DNA-templated transcription. The record is from RefSeq and is a predicted model, not a curated record. NCBI's taxonomy places the organism in Eukaryota, Viridiplantae, Streptophyta, Magnoliopsida, Lamiales, Phrymaceae.
UUAAUUAAUAAGAUUAGUUUUGUAAAUUUGAAUUUGAAAUUAGUUAGCAAGUUAAAUAAAAAUAGGAAAGUUUUCCCAACGACUAGAAACAAUAUUUGGUUCCCUAAUAUGGACUCCUCCUCCAUUCAAUUCUAAAGCAACUUCCAUAACGGCACGAGUCCAAAUAGGUAUAUAUAACGCCCCACCGCCGAGAUUUUAUUUUAUAAUUUUUUUAAAUAUAAACCUCCGAAAUUGUUUUAACCGACACGUGUCCUUCCACCUAUAUAACCCAACCGCCUAGGUAUCGUAACCGAUCAACAUAACGCUCCCCCGCUCCUCCUCCUUAACCGGUUCAAUCAGUUGCCAAAUCCCCUUUAUAUACUCAAACCCCUAGUACAUAUACAGAGGACUCUGUAUCUAUAUAACUGCUCGAAUCAAAUAUUCAGAUUUUUUUCCGGUUAGGGAUUUACCGGCUUGUGUAUGCGUUGAUUUGAUCUAUGGCGGCGGAGAAGGAGGUUAGCGACAGGAUCAAGGGGCCGUGGAGUGCGGAGGAGGACGAGUUGUUGAAGAAAUUGGUUGAGCGGCACGGCGCUAGGAAUUGGUCGUUGAUAUGCCGAUCGAUUCCGGGGAGAUCGGGGAAGUCGUGUCGGCUGCGGUGGUGCAAUCAGCUCUCGCCGGAGGUGCAGCACCGCCCGUUCACGGCGGAGGAGGACGAGACUAUUCUCAAGGCGCACUCCGAGUUUGGGAACAAGUGGGCGUCGAUCUCGAGGCUGCUCGUCGGCCGCACCGAUAACGCGAUAAAAAACCACUGGAACUCGACGCUCAAGCGGAAAUUCGCCGCGGAUGCGGCGGCCUGCGGCGGCGGCGGGGAGGAGGAGCGGCGGACGCAGGUUUUGAGGCGGAGCGGCUGCCGAGAUAUUUCCGCGGCGAUGAGGCACGGAUUGAAUUUGAUCAGUCACGAGAGCAAUUCAGAUUCAGAAUCCAGCGACUCCGAUAACAAAGCGAACUUGUAUUUUCCGGUGACGAGGAGCGAAUUGGCGGCGCCUCAGAGGAAACCGCCACCCACGGUGGUGGAUGUGGAAAGUAUAAACGACACUGAUUUAACGGCGUUAACUCUUGGUCUGCCAGGAACUAGGAGCGAUUCAUCUGAAAAGUCGAUCGGUGUUAGAGAAUCUCGACGGAGUCAGGGUUCCGGCGAGAGCAGCCGGUUUCCGAUCACGGCGGAGGAAGAGGAAAAUAAACCGCCGUCUUUAGCACCGGAGUUACUCGUGGUAAUGCAAGAGUUAAUCAGGAAGGAAGUGAGAAAUUACCUUUCAGAACAUGGAGAGAUUAACCCCGGAAUUAAACGCAGUGGCAUAAGCAGGAUUAUUGAUUAAUUUUUUAGUAUUGACAGAAAAGUCCCUGAAAGAACCACCACCUCUGAAAUUCUCUCUUCUAUUUUUUUUUUUUUUUUUUUUUUCAUUUUUUAAUUGCUUUUGCAGAUAAGAUGAAGAAAAAAUCUUAUUUUCUUGAAUUGCGGAAGGGAGUGUGAGAAUGGUUAUUAGGAGUGAUGAAAGUUUGGGAUUGGUUUGGAAAUUUUAGGAAGAAAUUCCUGAUUUGUUUGAAUUCUAAUUAGUUGAAAUUUAUUAAGAGAGCAAUUUGUUUCAU